Molecule: messenger RNA, 645 nt
Organism: Eptesicus fuscus (big brown bat)
Lineage: Eukaryota; Metazoa; Chordata; Mammalia; Chiroptera; Vespertilionidae
Product: fibrous sheath-interacting protein 2-like
Exons: 7
Coding region: 289-645 (118 amino acids)
Source: RefSeq, a predicted model, not a curated record
GCGGAGUCAGGCCCUAAGCGGGGAGCCCCUUCCGCUGCCCGAGUGCCGGGCCCCGGAGACCCCGGCCGGGUUAGAGACAGUGGACUGGACGGAGAGAGACAGACAGAAACAUCGACCUGAGAAAGACACAUCACAUCGAUUGGUUGCCUCCUGCACAUGCCCCAAACAGGGCUGGGGAUCAAGCCUGCAACCGAGGAUCAGUUCAGCAUUCUCAUAGUUUUAUAAAGAUUCCUACCGAAACAUCAUCAACCUUGUUACCUCCUCAGCAUGCUGCACUAACACAGCAGAAUGAAAGGUGACAUAGCUGAUUCAACUGGAAAAAAGGCCAAGAAAUCAAGCUUAAACUAUAAGUCAGCUCACAGAACCAGCCUUUCUCAUGAUGCAUCAGUUAAACAAAAAACAAACAAACAAACAAAAACAACUAUCAAAAUUACUGUCAAGAAAAAGUAUGUACAGCCUGGCCAGUGUGGCUCAGCGGUUGAGCACCGACCCAGGAACCAAGAGGUUGCCAGUUCCGUUCCUGGUCAGGCCACAGGCCUGAGUUGCAGGCUCCAUCCUCAGCAGGUAACUUCUAAAGAACUGAACAAUAAAAUUCAUAACACAGUGACCUGGGUUGUAGCAGCAGUGACCAGUAUUCACAAGUGA